UAGUGUAAGAUUUUCUGUUUUUUUUUUUCUUUCCCUUUUUUCUUUUCUAUUUAUGAGUCACAGCCGGUGAUAAACCAGGCAUGGAGACCAUCCUACCUUCUUAGCAAACCUUAUCAAACUGUGUCUAAUAUGACAUAAAGCCCAGCUUGGGAUCACCUCAGCACACACUCCACUGCUGCAGAGUCUCCACUGCUCCUUCAGAGCUUCACAGCCACGCCCAUUGUCUUUCCUGCUGUCCUCAGUGCGAGCUCGUGUGGGAACUCAGAGCACGGGGGCCGCGGUCGUGCGAGUGAGGAGAGAUGACUGAGCGCGCACACACACAUAGUGCCAAGGUGGAGUCUAAAAAGUCAUGGAUCCAGACAACCUUUUACAAAAGGGAGUGUGUCAAGUUUUUACCAGCAUCAAGGGACCACCACAGGUGUUUCCCUGUUUGUCAUGUUUGCCAAAAUCUAGUCAGGUGCUGCUGUGGGAGGCUAAUUGGUGAGCAUUCAGAGCUUGACUCCAGUUCUUGGCUCCCUCUGUCUGGAGAAGAAGAGGCGUGGUGUGUUGUUCAACACACCAAAACCGGACCCACCGAUGCAUUCGGCUCUAUCGACUUCCAGCACAGCAACAAGUCUUCUUGCCGUGCUAAGUAUGUGCGUCUGUCUUGCGAUGCUAAACCUGAGGAAAUUCGCCAUUUAAUGCUGCGAGAGUGGAACAUGGCUCAGCCCAAGCUACUCAUAUCAGUGCAUGGAGGAACGGACAACUUUUCCUUACCCCCAAGAGUAGGCCAGGCAUUUAGCAAGGGCCUCAUCAGGGCUGCCGAGACUGCGGGAGCCUGGAUUUUCACUGAUGGCUUUAAUACAGGGGUAUCAAUGUAUGUCGGAGAUGCUGUGAAACUCUAUGGUACACAUGAGCGCAGGAAGAGGACUGUGAUUGGUAUCACACCAUGGGGGCUUAUCGAGAACCACACAGACCUCAUAGGACGAGAUGUUUUGAGGCACUACCAGACUUUGGGGAAUCCACUCAGUAAGCGCUCCAGUCUUAAUGGCAUGCACUCGCACUUCCUGUUGGUGGAUGAUGGAACUCUGGGUAAAGCUGGAGGCCAGCAGGAGCUGAGGAGAAAGCUGGAGAGACAUAUACAACGGCAGAGGAUCCAUCCAAGACUGGGUCAGAGAGUUCCCCUGGUGUGUGUGGUGGUUGAGGGGGGUCCUGCAGUGCUCUCCAUAGUGCUAGAUUAUGUGAGCAGGUCCCCUCCUGUGCCCGUCAUUGUGUUUGAGGGCACGGGCCGUGCUGCAGACCUGCUGUCACUCAUCCACAAACAGACUGCAGCAGACAGGGAGCUGGAUGUGAAUAUAAAGGAGGAUUUCCUGAAGCGCAUUGAGAAUUUAUUUGGUGUUGCUAGAGCGAAGGCGCAUCAGCUCUUCACCGUGCUUAAACAUUGUAUGGACCACAGAGAUGUGAUCACCAUUUUCGACUCGGAAUCGGAAGACCAUUUGGAAGCAGAUGUGGCGAUUUUGACAGCUUCACUAAGAGGCGCACCGGCAGAGAAACUAAACAUCACACUGGCCUGGGACAGAGCUGACAUUGCUCAGCAACAUGUACUGGUGUAUGGACACCACUGGAAGGUGGGGGCCCUGGAGCACGCCAUGCUGAAUGCUUUGCUGAUGGACCGCGUCAGUUUCGUGAAGCUGCUCAUCGAGAACGGUGUGACCAUGAAGCACUUCCUGACAGUGUCUCGUCUGGAGGAACUUUAUAACAUGCAGCACCAAGGCUCCUUGGAUCACUUCUUACGGCAUAUAAUUGAGGAUGCCAAAAAGUUGGUAUUUUGCCUUUUUUUUGUGUGUCUCCAGUGUCGUCUCCCUGGGAAAUAUAAGAUCUCUCUGAUCGAUAUUGGCAUGGUGAUUGAAUAUUUGAUAGGAGGAGCUUAUCGGAGCACAUACAGGAAGAAGAGCUUCAAGGCUGUAUAUAACCGAAUCCAUACUGAGCUGAAGGAAGUCAGUGAGGAGCGCUCAGCAUCCAGAAGGACUUGCACAGAGCAACCUAGGACAAGUCAACCACAACCUCAGUUCCAUAGAACUGCAGAUCCUUACAAACGCAAGACGAAAUCAGAAUCUGAGCCUAAUGAAGUAGAGGCAGCGGAGGAAGAGCAGGGCAACACAUCACCAUUUGUUUACAGUUUCAAUGACCUGUUUGUAUGGGCAGUAUUGAAGCGGAGGCAGCAAAUGGCACUCUUCCUGUGGCAGCAUGGAAUGCAGGCCCUGGCCAGAGCAGUGGUGGCAUGCAGGCUGUACCAGGCCAUGGCCAGUGAAGCCAAGGAAAGCAGCAUGCAUGCCAGCAUUGCUGAUGAACUGAGGAAAUAUUCUUUAGAGUUCGGCCAGCUUGCUGUGGAUCUUCUGGACAAGGCCUUUAAGGAGAAUGAACGCAUGGCCAUGAAGCUGCUGACAUGGGAGAUGACAGAUUGGAGCAACUUUACUUGUUUGCAAAUGGCAGUGGCAUCAGGCCACAGACCCCUUGUGACCCACUCAUGCACCCAGAUGCUUCUCACCGACCUGUGGAUGGGCCGUUUGAACAUGAGGAAGAACUCCUGGUUAAAGAUCAUUGUUAGUAUCCUGCUCCCUGUGGGUAUCCAGCUCUUGGAGUUUAAGAGCGAGGCUGAGAUGUCCCACGUGCCGCAGAGUCACGAGGCUCUGCAUUUUGGGAGGGAUGCUGGCAGCUUAGGAGAACCAGAAGACGUGAUGCAAGCAGAUGAGAGUGAUGCGGAAAGAGGGCGGAGCCAUGUGAGGCACAGGGCAAAUCCUGUGGCAUGGUGGCUACCCUGGUGCAGGAAGGUCUAUGACUUUUACAGUGCACCUGUGGUCAAAUUCUGGGUCCAUACUAUGUUCUACCUGACGUUCCUUGCACUUUUCUCCUUCACGGUGUUGGUGAGGAUGGAGCCGAGUCCCAGUGUCCCGGAAUGGCUGGUCAUUUCCUACAUCUCAUCCACAGCUAUAGACAAGAUCAGGGAGGUGUGGGUGUCUGAGCCUAGACAGUUCAAAAAAAAGCUGAAAAUGUGGUUCAGCGAAUACUGGAACAUGAACGACUUUGUCGCCAUCAUUCUUUUCUUCAUGGGCAUGGCGUUGCGCUGGUUCACGGGUCUCAUCCACACAACGGGCCGCAUCAUUUACUGCCUCGACAUUAUUUUUUGGUUCGUGCGUCUGCUGGACCUGUUGGCUAUUAAUCAGAAAGCCGGACCCUAUCUCACCAUGAUCUCCAACAUGUUGAAGAACAUGUUAUACAUCGUGGUCAUCAUGGGCAUUGUGCUGUUGAGCUUUGGUACACCUCGGUGGUCCAUCCUAAAUCCACACGAGGAACCGUCCUGGGACCUGCUGAAACAAGUGCUCUUCCAGCCCUACUUCAUGAUGUUUGGGGAGGUCUAUGCUGGAGAGAUUAAUCCCUGUGAAGAAGAUCCUGACUGUCCUUCUGGUUCAUUCCUCAACCCACCGCUGCAGGCCGUCUACCUCUUCAUGCAGUACAUCAUCAUGGUCAACCUCCUUAUUGCCUUCUACAAUAAUGUUUACAUCCACAUGAAGACCAUAUCUAACCAGCUGUGGAGGUACAACCGCUACCGUUACAUCAUGACCUAUCAUAAAAAGCCUUUCCUGCCUCCUCCUUUGAUCAUCCUGAGUCACAUGGCAGCGUGUGUGAAUACAGUCUGGCAGAAACGUAGAAGGACAUCCACACAGGACAGAGGCUCUGGCCUUAAACUGUUCCUGGCUCCUGAUGAUCUGAAGAAGCUGCUUGAUUUUGAGGAAAGAUGUGUAGCUGGAUAUUUCCGUGAGAAGCACAAGAGCCAGCACUGCAGUGAGCUUAACCGGAUCCGCCUCGCAGCUGACAAGGCAGAAGAGAUGAUGGGUACCUUAGCUGAGGUAUCUGAGAAGGUGCAGUUCAUCCAAGAAAGCCUGCAGACGUUGGACGCUCACCUCGGCCAGCUGCAGGAUCUGUCUGCCCUUGCUGUGGACACUCUUAACCUUCUUUCAGCAUCUGAAAACAGGCAGCAGAAAGCUGUCCAUCUUUGUCCAAGCCCCAGAAUCACAGUUAUGUCUUGUUCUCCCACUCCUGGGAAUGUCACCCCGAGCCACAUCCCUCCGUCUCCAAAGGCCAAUUUUAGCAAUCCACCCUCCUUGCGGCGUGGCAUAGUCCAUGGCAAGUCUUGCAACUCUUUAGAGCUUUCACAAGAAAGCUCGGGCAGCUGCUUUGACAGCAAGCUCAAGUGGGUGUUGGGAAAUUUGGAGGCAGAGCACAGCAAUCCAAGACAGAGACUUGGCGGAGACUCAUCUGUAGGAUUCCGUCUCUCACAUGGAUCUCUGUCCAAUUUGUUAUCAGACCUGCAUGGGUCACCUGGGCAAUCAUGUGGUAGCUCUCUUACCACAGUUUGGGAUCAUGAGCCACAGCAGGUGCUCAGCCAGGAGGAGUCCAUGGAAGAGGAUGACUACGACGAUGAUGAUGUGUUUAUUGACACUAGAUCCAAGAAGGACAGUGAGCUGGGCAUUGUGAAUCCAGCAUUCUGUGAUGACCAUGAUUUAGACAUCCCCAGACAAAGCCAUUUUGGCAGGAAGCAGCCAUUCACCACAGAGAGAAAGCUGGGGCACAGCCGCUCGCUCUCUUCUAGUGUGGAGACUUUAGCCGUACCCAAGAAAAGGCACAGUGUUUCAGGAGAACCCAUACCACUGCAUCCAGGCCAGAAAGACAGAGGUCUCUACAGAAUCCUGGAAAGGAAGCGAUCAUUUGGCCGAAAGUGUGUCAAAAUCAAAGAAGGAGAAGCAACUGAUAGAAGACUGGAAAGGGAUUUGAGCCGGAGGAGCAAACGAAAAGGGAAGGGAAUAGCUGGACGAAAAUUCCGAUCAUCUGUCAGUCUGUCUCAGCUCAACUUUGAUCACGUGGAUUUCUUACAGAAAUCAGGUGCUUUGGGUCAGAAUACAAGAAGCCCCAGUCAAUCGGUUUGGAGUAGUUGGGCACGCUCCGUCAGUCGUCGUUCCUCAGUACAGAGCUGGGCAGCAGUUGAGCGUCGACCUUCCGUGUUUAAGUCAACUGAAGAUUUGGACCCACAUUACUCAGCUAUGGAGAGGAACAACCUGAUGCGAUUAGCACACACGAUACCAUUCACACCGGUGUCCCUGUUGGGAGGAGAGGAGGUGUACGUUUACAAUCUGGAGGAGUCAGAGCCAGACUCCAUGCUCUCCAGCUCCUCCUCGUGGUGUCAGAGAGGUCGCGCGGCUGUGCUGCAGCCCGUGACGGAGCAGGGAGUGCUGGAUGGCGGGUUGCGCCGGGCUCAGUGGGUGCUGUGCACUUGGGCUGAGGAAGAUGUGCUCAGGCCUGGCUGUGUGUACGUAGUUAAAUCCUUCCGUGAGGAGGUGGUGGACACGAGGCAGGCAGAGUUUCCCACCAACACUACUCUUCAUCUCUGCUUAAGGGACAUCCAACAGCAGAGAGCAGCCCAAAAGCUCAUGCAGGUCUUCAAUCAAGUCAAGCCCAGCUCUAUGCCACAUUCCCCUAGAUUUCUGGAUGUGUGCCUGCUUUGGUGGCAGGCUAAAGGCCAGUGGCUUACCAUAGAGAAAAGCAUGAAUGGUGACUUCAGGAAGUACAAUAAUAACACUGGUGAAGAAAUCAUGCCCUCUUGUGGCCUGGAGGAGACAGUGUUGGCUUUCUCACACUGGACUUAUGAGUAUACAGGCAAAGAGCUCCUGGUACUUGACUUACAAGGUGUGGGGGUGGAGCUGACAGAACCGUCUGUGAUCAGAGCAGCUGAUAAAAGCUCAUCCAGAGACUUGGUGUUUGGCUCAACCACUUGGGAUGACGAUCCAGUCCAAAACUUUGUCCUCAAACAUACGUGCAACUUGUGCUGCGAGAAACUUGGCCUUACAGAUUUGCGGAAGAGCAGCCAUCUUCAUGAGCUUGUUUCUGAAGUGCAGGUCAGCACAGGUUGACCUUCAUUACCCGUGGGAAAGCAUGAAGAAUGUUAGUAAUUUCUGUAAGAAUUUUUUGUAGAAAUAUUUUACAAGGUCUGGAUUUUCUUAAACAUUUGGUUUAUAAUAUUAGUUUUCUGUUAAAACCUACUGGAUAUACAGUAAGACCAACCAUAAAAUGAUGAUAUUCUGAUAAUGAGUUCCUGAUGCUUUUUCUGGAUUCAUUAACUGGAUGUGGCUGCAUGACCAUUGGCUGAUCGGGUUAUUAAAGUGGCCAACAAUAUCGUUAAUGGUGUGAUUAUACAGUAAAUCACAAGUGAGUACGGUCAUAUGUCACAAGUGACAGAAACAUAUGUCACAUGACCAAUUUUAUGCCAAAUAAAAAAAAUAUGCAAUUUA
This is a messenger RNA of Clarias gariepinus (North African catfish), 6323 nucleotides long. RefSeq names its product transient receptor potential cation channel, subfamily M, member 6 (gene trpm6). Gene Ontology annotation, molecular function: protein serine/threonine kinase activity; ATP binding; monoatomic cation channel activity. Bases 300 to 5945 code for a protein of 1881 amino acids. The record is from RefSeq and is a predicted model, not a curated record. The transcript is spliced from 40 exons. NCBI's taxonomy places the organism in Eukaryota, Metazoa, Chordata, Actinopteri, Siluriformes, Clariidae. Gene Ontology annotation, biological process: protein phosphorylation; protein tetramerization; monoatomic cation transmembrane transport. Gene Ontology annotation, cellular component: apical plasma membrane.